Messenger RNA from Kluyveromyces lactis, 708 nucleotides. It is a transcript of the gene ATG33, whose product is annotated as Atg33p. NCBI's taxonomy places the organism in Eukaryota, Fungi, Ascomycota, Saccharomycetes, Saccharomycetales, Saccharomycetaceae. Bases 1 to 708 code for a protein of 235 amino acids. The record is from RefSeq and is a predicted model, not a curated record. The transcript has a single exon. Gene Ontology annotation, cellular component: mitochondrion. Gene Ontology annotation, biological process: autophagy of mitochondrion.
AUGAGUGUUUGUUUGACAGCUACCAAGAGUAUCGCUUUAGUCUCUGCUGGGUUGAAUUCCGGGCUUUGUUUCGGCGGUGUUUUGUCACCAGAACCAACAGAUGUUACCGCUAAGAGAACUACAAAUAAUUUUGAUUUAAACAGAGAAAUCGCCAUCGGUGUGCUAAGUUCUUUAUCCACUGGGUUCUAUGCAGCAAGUUACUUUGGCGCCCCAACUCAGUGGAAACAUCCUUAUUUAUUAUACACCGGUGCUCUAGCGCUGAUUUCAACAGGUAUUACCGCAUUCAAGCUAAUCCGCCGUAUGGUUUGGCCAAUUGUUUAUAAGAGGAUACGCUGCCACUCAAAAGAGAGUCACGUGGACGAAAAAUCUUCCGCACACAUUAACCAGGAUAUUACUGACAGUGUUCAGGAACAAGAUAAUGACGAAUCUGACCAUGGUCAAGAUGAUUCUGUGGUCCUUGUGUCCGAAUCAAGUAACCAUAGCAUAGACAGCGGAGCCAACGAUGCUCCUUCUACUUUACCUCUGCUUCCAACACAUACCGAGAACAAGUCAUCGAGAUUAUCUACCACAGAUCAGUGUGGUUGGUCGUCUUUAUUAUCAGCGUUCACAUCAGACGCGGUAUUAGACACUGUUCGUACCAUCUCCUCAGUGGGGCUCUUGCUCUUGGGGACCGUAGGUGGUCUUGGAGAACCACUCGCUCUAAUUUGA